GCAUCAUGUUUACAUUUGUUUGUACAUAACCUUUCAGAUCAGUCGAGCAUUAUAGAGUAGAGAUGCAAAAACACCUUGUUGAUAUCCACUUUGCUUUGGAGAUAUUCGACCUGUUAUCAUCUGGUGAUGCUGAAUACGAUCGAUGCCACUCGUUCUCUUCAUCUUAUCUAUCGCAAUUCCAUCUGAAAAUUUUUCGAUUCUAAAUAACGUUGACUAAUGCGCCAUUAAAGUAAUAGUGAAAUUAUGGAAAGAAUUUAGUAAUUUAAAAUAAAUAUUUAAUUCAUCGUUAUGUAACAUCGGCUAUCGAAUCCAAUUGAUGUCUUCCUAACUCGUAAAUCUAGCUGUGCAAUUUUGGAAAUAAUCGUGCAAAAUGUUAAUUUCGAGAUUACUACGUAAGAUUGGUAGGAAGUGGUUUAACAUUCGGAAAACCACCAGACAGAGUGUACAAUCUGCGAAAGAUACAGUUUUCCGUAGUGGUGUUGUUAUCGUUACCACUGUUUUAAUAGUCUGGCUGUCUAUAUUUCUUUAUACAGUUUUUUACUACUCCUAUAUGCCCAGCAUGACAUAUGUGCGUCCUGUACAUUUGCAGUUCAAAUCAUGCGACGAGAAGAUAGGAAUUUGUAGCUUUCCGCAAGCUCAUGUACAGUUGACUAAGAGGCAGCAACUUCUGAUGGUAGGGCAGCCAUACAAAAUGAAUUUACAUCUAGAAAUGCCAGAAUCGACAGCGAACAAAGAGCUCGGUAUGUUCAUGGUUUGUGCGCAAUUACGAAGCCGUGAUGGUCAUCUCGUAGACCAUAUGUGUAAAUCAGCUAUGUUACAUUACCGUAGCACAUUGUUACAUACACUUACAACUCUCCUGUUUUCGCCUAUGAUGAUUUUUGGGAACGUUGAAGAGAAGCAAGACAUUGUUCUUGAAUUGUUUAAUAACUUUGAAGAGGAUCAGAAUCAUCCAGUGACAAUUAUAUUUAUUGAGGUUCAAUCACGGCAUAUAGAGUUCUAUUCUGCCAAUCUGAUAAUAAAUGCUCGUUUAUCAGGAUUACGUUAUUGGAUGUUUUAUUGGCCAAUUCUAUCAUCCUGUGUUGGAAUUGGUACAAACUUAUUUUUUAUAAUGCUCGUCUGUACUUUGUCGUAUAUACAUUUUGGAAGUGACGAUGAAAAUUUCAAUUAUGAGAAGAGCGAGAUAGAGGAUGAUAAUGACCUCAAGGGCGAUUUGUCAGAUACAUCAUCUCAGGAAGGUACAUUAUCUCUAACAGACCUCAAAAGUGAGGAGAAGAGCAUAGAAGAAGAAAAACUUGUUAUGGGAGAAUCGAGUUAUAUCGAGGAAAUUUCUGCGAUAAUUGCUGAGUCAUCGAGUAGCCCUUUGGUUAAAUAAUUUAUUACGCUUAUAAAAACGA
Molecule: messenger RNA, 1394 nt
Organism: Trachymyrmex cornetzi
Lineage: Eukaryota; Metazoa; Arthropoda; Insecta; Hymenoptera; Formicidae
Gene: Seipin
Product: lipid droplet biogenesis associated protein seipin
Exons: 5
Coding region: 371-1372 (333 amino acids)
Biological process (GO): lipid storage; lipid droplet organization
Cellular component (GO): endoplasmic reticulum membrane
Source: RefSeq, a predicted model, not a curated record